GACUGGAGUACCUUAAUUAGGAUUCACUACGUAGUUGGGGUUGGUUAUUUUUAGUAUGCAGCAGAGGGGAAUUAUUCAAUAUGUUUCCUAGUCUUAAGGACUGAUCAAAUGAGUGAGUACCCAAGUGAAGUGAUCCUUAGAUAUGGGAUGAUAAAACCAGAACAGGAUCAUGUUCAUCAUUAUAUGUGCACACUGAUAACCUUAAUCCUUUCAAGAAAUCUCGCGAACUAUGAUUGAAUAAUCAUGGCUUUAUUACUUCAAAAUCGGGAAGCGACCAACACGACGGUGUCUUCCAAUGGACGUCGAGGCUGGGUUUCUUCUCCAGACACUCGAGGAACGAUGGACAUUAUCUGGCCCUGCCUGACAGCACUUGCCCUUGUGUUAUGGACCAUGCUUCAUCUCAAUCUACCCGCACCAUCUGACUCCAAUAGGACAGUAGUCUGUCGUAGAAUACGAUGGCUUCUUGUCGGCCUACUCGCUCCUGAGCUUAUCUUGAUGUUCUCAUUCGCCCAGUUCACAUCGGCCCAGCAAUCCGUGGAAGACAUGAAGAACAUCGACAGAAACAAUUGGACUCUAGUACAUGGCUUCUACGCUGACAGUGGAGGGUUCCAGUUGCACGUGCCAAAUUACAAGCCGUUUCCCAUUACUGCCAAGCAGGUGGUGUAUUUAACACAGCAUGGAUACAUCGAUAUGCCAACAAUCACGAAGCUUGAGAUCAACGACAAGUCCAAGGCGAACCGCGAAACUAAAGUCUUGGCCUUCGUCCAGACAGGCUGGUUAGUCACUAAAUUGAUCGCACGCGCUGGACAGGGACUUCAGAUUACACCUUAUGAGCUUACUACCGUCGCACUCUUAGUGUGCUCAUUCACUACACUUAUUCUCUGGUGGAAUAAACCGCUCGACGUCCGCGCCCCAACGCCCGUUCACUUGAAGGGUGAUUUGAAAAUAAUUCUAGAGCAAGCUGGCGAUGCGACUGGACAAGGUUUCACUGACACCCCGUUGGAUUUCAUCGAAGGCAACAUCUACUGGUCAAGAAAGGCCCACGAAUCAUACCUACAGUUUGUUUUGAAAUGGGGAUUCCAGACGUUUCCGAUUGAGAGGAUAUCGAAUGACAGAGACUACCAACCGCGAAAUUUCAAGCAAAACUUGUAUCUCGUGCUACCAGUGUCUGCUUUCGGUACUAUUCACUUAUCAGGAUACAAUCUCAGCCUGCCAACGGAAACUGAACAGAUGCUUUGGCGAAUCAACAGUAUUAUUAUGGUAGUGACAUUGUUCAUACAUUGCGUAUCUGAGUUGAUCGGAUGCUGGUGCUCAGACUUCCAGCUACAGAGCUUGGAACUCUGGGGCGAAUACAAAAAGAAAAUGCCAUCAUGUCUGAUAUUUUACGGUCUAGCAACGAUAUAUUUCAUAUCUAGAAUCAUUCUCCUAGUUGAGUCUGUCAUCAGUCUCAGAGACCUACCAGAAGCGGCUUAUAGAGAGGUCUCUUGGACACAAUACCUACCCCGUCUUUAGCCUUUAUAUAACAUAAAUUUUGUAUAUUAUACAUAUCUAUUUAUUAAAACUGCUGCUAUUUUCCUUCA
Molecule: messenger RNA, 1580 nt
Organism: Xylaria bambusicola
Lineage: Eukaryota; Fungi; Ascomycota; Sordariomycetes; Xylariales; Xylariaceae
Exons: 3
Coding region: 244-1512 (422 amino acids)
Source: RefSeq, a predicted model, not a curated record